Gymnodraco acuticeps is the source of this 5939-nucleotide messenger RNA. It is a transcript of the gene nup153, whose product is annotated as nucleoporin 153. The transcript has 22 exons. NCBI's taxonomy places the organism in Eukaryota, Metazoa, Chordata, Actinopteri, Perciformes, Bathydraconidae. Gene Ontology annotation, molecular function: structural constituent of nuclear pore. Bases 1 to 4458 code for a protein of 1485 amino acids. The record is from RefSeq and is a predicted model, not a curated record. Gene Ontology annotation, biological process: protein import into nucleus; RNA export from nucleus. Gene Ontology annotation, cellular component: nuclear pore.
AUGACAGCUAUCCGGCGCCGAAACACCGAUAGACACUCAGACGAAAGAGCCAUGGCGGCCACGGGUGGAGGGAAAAUUAGAAGCAGGAGAUAUCACAUCGCCUCUAAACCUUACGCCAAGAGUAAACAGCCGUCAGGCAUCAUCAGUCGAGUGACAGACACAGUAAAGAGCAUCGUUCCUUCCUGGCUGCAGAAAUACUUCAAGAAGGAAGAUGCUCCUGAAGGAGGAGGAGAUGGACUGGGGAUGGAGCAGAACUGCCAGACUCCUCCUCCUCCCAAUGGCAGCGAAGAGGGCCCUCCUCUGCUUGAUGGACGAGACUCCCCAGAACCAAGCACCAGUAACACAGAGCCUUCAACCAGCCGGGCUUCCCUGAACUUUCAGGAGUAUGUGCUUUCUCGUCCACCUCUGAGUCGUUCCCAUCUCCACUUUCCCCCACUGGAUGCCUCUUCCCCGACCCUGGGGUCCCCCAGCAACCUCUUCUCCCAACCCUCCACCUCCUCUGCCCCUGGACCCUUUUCCACAGGCUUCUCCUUGGUCAAAGAAAUCAAGGACAACCUAUCGCAGCACGAAGAUGAUAACAUCUCCACCACUAGCGGAUUCUCCUCCCGCGCCUCAGAAAAAGAUGUUCCCACUUCCAAAACAGCAUCACUUCCACAACUUUGGUCCCCAGAGACGGACAGAACGCACUCUCACGGCUCUCAUCAUGCUCACCAGUCCAGUCUGAAAAGGCCUGCUUUCAACCUGUCUGUAUUUGGAACUUGCUCCAAUUCGUCAUUAAACAGCACAGUGCUGAACUCCAGCCAGCUCGGAGAUUCCCCCUUCUACCCCGGGAAGACCAUGUACGGGGGGGCAGCGGCAGUCAGGAGCGCUCGAGGUCGUCCUGGAACACCGUACCAGGCCCCAGUGAGGAGACAGAUCAAGGCCAAGCCUGCUGGGGCUCAGCCCUGUGGGGUGACCAGCGCCACAGCCAGGCGCAUCCUUCAGUCCCUGGAGCGCAUGUCCAGCCCCCUCGCUGAUGCAAGGAGAAUCCCAUCGGCUGCCUCGUCCCCCCGUUCAGCAUCAAUGGAUGGUUCAAAUCUAGAUGUUUCACAUUAUCAGUCGAAAAAGAAACGUAUGGAGCCCUCCCUCCCCCCGGUGCAGAAGCUCAUGGUUCCUGCUGCAGCGUCGGUGUCAGGAAACCGCUCCGUGUCGUUUAGGACGACUCUGACUCCUGGAGGGGUGAGCCGAACUCUGGACAGGACUCCCAGAGACACGCCCACAAGACAAUCACAGAAACUACCUGAAGCAACCCCAGGUCCAUCUAAAAGCACAAUGGGUUCCAGUGGCCCGGCCUAUCCUCUGUCCAGCACGCCUGCAGCCAGCAGCGUGGGCUCUGGGGGGGGGAAGAUGAAGCGAGAGAGGAUGAGUGCACGACCUUCCUCUAAACGCGUGGAUGAGGAAGAGAUGGCUGAGCUACCGGACCUACCAACCAUCGCCCUUCCCAUCCACACCAUGCCUUCCUUCAGCUUUACCUCCCCACUCCCACCUCCCACAACCACCAUCAGUGCGACCCCCAACUUCAUGCCAAUGACUCCCAUUAAGGAGACUGUCACGAAUAAGGAGCUACCAAAGGCCUUGACCCCUCCCUGUGUUCCUUUUACAUUUUCCUCCCCCAUUGUCAAAGCAACUGCUGGUAGUCCUCCUUCCCUUUCCCCCUCAGCUGAAUUCACUUUUAGUGCACCUGUAGCAAAGUUGGGUCCCUCCAUGUCAAAUGGGAACCUGGCCUCUCCCAUAGUCGCAGUGAAGUUAACCCCAAGCAAAAGCACAGAAGACUUUGAAGGACCUUUCAAACCAGCCAAGACCCUGAAGCAGGGCAGCGUGCUGGAUCUUCUCAAAGCACCUGGCUUUGCUUCUCCUGUUGCUCGGACCUCCCCAACCCCAGACGAAGCUCCCCAGCUGAGCUCAACACAAUCAACAGCCCCCUCCUUCUCCUCCUCCUCCACCACCACUACAACCACCUCCUCCCUCACAUCAAUAGGCUUUGGUGCUGCGUUCAAAGCUCCACCAGGCUGGAGCUGUGAUGUCUGCAUGGUGCAGAACAAGCCAUCGGACACCAAGUGUGUGUGCUGUUGUGCCCCACAGCCCAAAUCUAUGGACAGUAAACCUUUAACAGCCACCCCGGAUGUGGUAGAGAGCAGCGGCUCCUCCACCACAUCAACCUCUGCAGGUUUUGGCACCAUGUUCUCCAAAUCCGCAGGAACCUGGGACUGUGAUACGUGUCUAGUUCUAAACAAACCUGAUGCAGUCAAAUGUGUGGCCUGCGAAACGGCCAAACCUGGGACAGGGCUUAAGCCCUCAACGACUCUUCCUUCUGCCUUCUCAGCUGUAAAGACUGUAUCCCUACCCACAGCCCCCGUCUCUACAGCGUUUACUGGAUUUGGAGACAAGUUCAAAAAAGCUGAGGGAGCAUGGGAAUGUGAUACAUGUAUGGUAGAAAACAAGGCAGAGGACACAAAGUGCGUGGCCUGCAGCAGCGCCAAACCAGGAGCCUCUUCUUUAGCCAGCAGUGCUCCAUUGAUUGGGUUUGGAGAUGCGUUCAAGAAGCCAGAGGGUGCCUGGGAAUGUGACGUCUGUCUAGUGCAGAACAAGGCUGCUGAUGUACAGUGUGUGGCCUGUCAGACAGCCAAACCUGGAGCUAUUGUGGAGCCCAAAGCUUUUGGUUCGUCUUUCGGUUCGUCAGCUGGUGGGACUUCAGGCACUACUUCUGGAGGAUUUAAGUUUGGCACAACAGACAGUACCUUGGGAUCCGGAGCCGCAGGUUUCAAGUUUGGAGGCUCAUUAACAGAGUCCUCCUCUUCAUCGUCAGGUGGAUUCAAAUUUGGAGUCCCAUCAGAAAGUACAUAUAACGACACUACUGCCUCCUCUGGGUUUAAGUUUGGCAGCUCAUCGGAGGGCUUUACAUUUGGGGAUGCCGCUAGUGAUGACAAAAAGUCAGACCCACCUGCCGCAGGUUCUGGGUUUAAGUUCGGAGCCAGCGGUGGGAUCCCGUUUGGAACCGGAUCCUCUAGCACAGAAAGUAACUCCUCUAAGACCGGCUUCACCUUUGGACUUUCAAAACCCGAAGAGAAAACACCCGACAGCUCCUCAUCUUCACAAGAGAAAAGUGAAAGCGCAGCAUCAUCAAAUGACACCGCAUCCACAAACUCAACUUCAAGUAAGGGGUCUGUAUUUGGGAGAUUGGGCGAUCGUAGUUCAACGACCCCCACACCACCGGGGGGCUCCACGUUGGGAUCUCUACAGGCGGCGGACAAAGAGCCAGCUGCUCCCACCUUUGCCUUUGGGAAGCCAGAGGAAAAGAAGGAAGCUGCCGCGUCCUCGGCUCCAUCCGGCUUACUCUUCGGAGCUGCUAGUAAAGAUGCCGAGGCUGCUCCAGCACCGGCCGCCACUGGAGGAUUCUCCUUCAACAAGACCAGUGCUCCAACAGAACAACCCCCACCCACUUUUAACUUUGGCAAGCCAGCAGACAAGAGUGAAACAACUACUGCAGAGGCCCCGAACCCGUCUUUCACCUUUGGACAGAGUGCUGCAGAUUCUUCUGCUGCUCCAAAACCAGCAUUUUCCUUUAUGUCUGGUAAUCCCAUCGUCAACUCCACCACCUCUACAUCCACCACCCCGACGCCCACUCUGUUCGGCUCCUCCAGCAGCAGCAGCAGCUCCACUCAGGCUCCCUUCGCAGCUCCUAGCACUUUAAUGUUCGGUCAGCCUGCUGCCUCCUCCACCGACGCUCCUCCGGCCAAAGCCUUCCUGUUCGGCCAGAAUCAGGACAGCCAGUCGGCGGCACCGUCAGCGGUCAACCUGAACUCCAUCUCCUCCUCCGCUCAGCCCUUCCUCUUCGGUGCUCCUGCUGCCGCUGCUCCUCCUCCUCCUGCUGCUGCUGCUGCUCCAUCAUUCGGCUUCGGAGCAGCUGCGCCCUCUGCUGCCUCUUCUGCAGUUCCGUCUGCAGCUCCCUCUCCAUUUGCGUUCAGCUCGGCCCCCUCUGCUGGAUUUGGGGCGAACCAGACCCCUUCAUUCGGCUCCACCUUUGGAUCUCCCUUCACCGCCGCACCCUCCCAGCCAUUUGGAGCCAAACCCAACGCCGCCCCGGUGUUUGGGCAGCAGAACAACUCCACACCCGUCUUUGGGGCCGCUGCUAAUUCUGCACCAGGCGGAGGCUUCCAGUUUGGAGGAGCCAGUGCAUUUGGAGCCCCAAACAACGCCUCAGGAGGAGGAGUGUUUACUUUUGGAGGAGGGCCUGCCGCUUCCCCGGCCCCCCCUGCCAACCCCUCCAUCCCACCCCAGGCCCCUGGAGGCGGAUUCAACUUUUCACAACCCCCCGCAUUCAAUAUUGGGGCCGCAAAAACCUUCACCGCCUCCUCCCCUGCUGGACAGCCGGCGAUCGCUGGGCGUAAGAUCAAGACAGCGGUGCGGCGCAGGAAGUAAAGCCCUGCGGACUCGACUUUAAAGAAGACUUGACUUUGACUUGACUGUAUCCCCACUGAAGGCUGAACAGAGUCCUGGACGGCCUCAGCUAGACAAACACUGAAAGGACUCGGCAUGUGAAGAAGGGCAGAGGCUCGGUGCCGCGUUGUGCUCGGGCUGGACGGCGGGCGGGUGUUUGAGCUGAAGGCUGGGCUCAAUAUUCAAAAGUUUUCACAUUUAGCCCGGAGCUGUUGAUAUGCGAGACAGAUCCCACAGGACUUGAAAACAAUGUUGACUGAACAAUAAAAGUGAUUUAGAAAACAACAAUCAACCAGGGACCCCCUGCUCAACACGACGAAACAACAAGACGUCAUAUCUAUAUUUUGAACACUGGCAAAUGUCUGCUAGACUUUAGGCAUGACUUUUUGUAAUAAAAUCACAAAGGCAAAAACUGCAAAUCUAAAGAGUUGCGAGUGUUCACAGAAUCUUAUUAAUUAGUAUGGGUGAAGUGCAGAGCUGUAGUGAGAGCUGUGCGGGGAAUCUCCAGCGGCCAUCCGAAAAACUAUUAAGACUGCUCCUCUUACGGGAAUCAAAGAUGCCGCUGGAGAUGUAGCCGCGGCGUGCUGUAUGUACAGGGAUGAGCGUGUAAACUUUGUGUUGAAUGCAGCGUGCUUGUUUUGUUUUUUUCUCCCCUCUCUUAUGUACAGACUUUGAGGUGUGUUUGGUUUAUUUGUACAUGCUGAGGUUUCGUGAUGGUGUGCGUAUGAGAACUGAACGAGAGUUAUCGCCUGGGCCGCUAGCAUAGCCGCGCCAUGGGCGAGCAAGCAAAUGAAUGUUAAAAACAAAAACAAGCGGAGGACGGACGGAUGGAGGGUGGGAGAGGGGGAAAUGUAUCCAUGCACUGUGGAGGAUGACGCCCCUAAGGACUUUGUAAAUGCAUAGAUUCAAAACUCGUUACAUGUUUGAUUCUUUGGUUCGCUCCACUUCUCUGCUUUUUGUGCCGUCUUGUCUCUCUCCUUCUUCCUCCUUCAUCCUUAUACUCUCCUUUUACCUCUCUCUGCCUCUUCCUCUCUCUAUCUCUUAAUUGGCCUUUGAAUAUUAUUAUAAAAACCUGUAAAUAGUGAAGUUUCUUUUUUAAUCUGUGAAGUUGAAUUUUUUUUUUUGUGUGUUACCAACUCCGCAUUCAACAUUUUUGUCUUUAGAAUUUAUUAUGUAAAUUCCUAUAUUCAAAGUUGCCCGAAUCCAUUUAAAAGGAGCUUAAAUGCAAAUUGGAGAGCCUUUGACGACUAAAGGUAUAUUGGCUUUUCUGAUCCACUUUUGUUUGGACCAAAACCAGUAUUGUACAAAGUAUUAAGUAUAUAUUUUUCUAUUGCGUGUUUAAAUGGACAAGGGUGACUUUGGAUGAUACGGAAGUCAGUUUAAUUUUAAAGCCAUGAUUAUUACUGAAUGAGUGAUAAAAUUAAAACCAUGGGUAAUUGCCAUCAAUAAAACUAUAAAAAUAA